Messenger RNA from Aspergillus mulundensis, 1077 nucleotides. RefSeq names its product putative RNP protein. The record is from RefSeq and is a predicted model, not a curated record. Lineage: Eukaryota; Fungi; Ascomycota; Eurotiomycetes; Eurotiales; Aspergillaceae. Gene Ontology annotation, molecular function: mRNA binding. Gene Ontology annotation, cellular component: nucleus; cytoplasm; ribonucleoprotein complex. The coding region runs from base 1 to 1077 and encodes 358 amino acids. The transcript has 4 exons.
AUGUCUACUGCCGUCGAAAACACUACUCCCGACAACCAGGCCUCCACUGUCCCUACCACCGAGGCCUCCAACGGCUCUGCCCCCGCAGCUCAGUCCACCGCCGAUGCUGCUGCUGUCAGUGCUGAAGAAGGACGUCGGUUGUACAUUGGGAACCUCGCAUAUGCGACCACUGAGGGGGAGCUUAAGGAUUUCUUCAGCAGCCACACCAUUGAGAGCGUUUCCAUCCCUGUGAACCCUCGCAACAACCGCCCUGUUGGCUAUGCCUUCGUCGACCUUGCUACCGCCACCGAAGCUACUGCCGCUAUCGCAGAACUCUCUGGAAAGGAGAUCCUUCAGCGCAAGGUCUCUGUUCAGCUUGCCCGCAAGCCGGAGCCUGCUGAGGCCAAGGCCGAGGGUGCCGCAAGUGGCGGUGAAGGCGCUAGCGGCAACGAGGGCCGCAAGAGGGCGGGAGGACGUACUCGUGGUCGCGGUCGUGGUCGCGGCCGUGUAGGUCGCGGAACACGCGGAGGUCGCUCGGCUGCGGCUACUGAGGGCGCUGAGGAGCAGCCCACCACUGCUUCCAACGAGAAUGCUCCUCUUGCUGAAGUCAACAACCAGAAUGAUGCCGCUCCCGUCACCGAGUCUGGCAAGCCUGCCCGCAAGCCCAGCACUCGUCCCCAGAAGCAGCGUGGCCCUCCUGAGGAUGGCAUUCCUUCCAAGACCAAGGUUAUGGUGGCGAACUUGCCUUAUGACCUUAGCGAGGAGAAGCUGAAGGAGAUCUUCGCCGCCUACCAGCCCGUCUCCGCCAAGAUCGCUCUCCGCCCCAUCCCCCGCUUCAUGAUCAAAAAGCUCCAGGCCCGCAACGAGCCUCGCAAGGGUCGUGGUUUCGGUUUUGUUACCCUUGGAUCCGAGGAGCAGCAGGAGAAGGCUGUAAAGGAGAUGAACGGAAAGGAGAUUGAGGGCCGUGAGAUCGCCGUCAAGGUCGCCAUUGACAGCCCCGGUAAGGAGGACGACGCUCCCGGUGAGGCCACUGAAGAAGCCACGGAGGCUCCGGCUCAGGAGAACGCCGUUCCUACUACUGCCACUGCCACUGCCUAA